AGUCUUUAAACAGCAGCGAAGAGAAGUACAUCGUGGUGCCUGCCAGCUUUCUGCAGAGGAGACUAGGCGAUCACCUGCAGGUCACCUGGUCCCAGCCAUGUGGCUGCUUCUACUGCUGGGUGCCUUGCUCUGGGUAGUGCUGUGGUGGUUCAGGGACCGGCAGAGCCUGCCCACCAGCGAUGCCUUCGUCUUCAUCACCGGCUGUGACUCGGGCUUUGGGCGCCUUCUGGCACUGCGUUUGGACCAGAGGGGCUUCCGAGUGCUAGCCAGCUGCCUGACCACCUCAGGGGCCGAGAAUCUACAGCAGAUGGCUUCCUCCCGCCUCCACACCACCCUGCUGGACGUGACUGACCCCCACAGUAUCCAGCAGGCAGCCAAGUGGGUGGAGACACACGUUAAGAAAGCUGGGCUCUUUGGUCUGGUGAAUAAUGCGGGCGUGGCUGGCAUCAUCGGGCCUACACCAUGGCUGACACGAGAUGAUUUCCAUCGGGUGCUAAAUGUGAACACGCUGGGUCCCAUCGGGGUCACCCUUGCCCUGCUGCCCCUGCUACAGCAGGCCCAAGGCCGAGUGAUCAAUAUCACUAGUGUCCUGGGUCGCCUGGCAGCCAAUGGUGGAGGCUACUGUGUCUCCAAAUUUGGUCUAGAGGCCUUCUCUGACAGCCUGAGGCGAGACGUGGCUCCUUUUGGGGUCCGGGUCUGCAUCGUGGAACCUGGCUUCUUCCGAACCCCUGUAACCAACUUGGAGACUUUGGAGACCACCCUGAAGUCCUGCUGGGCCCGGCUACCUCCAGCCACACAGGCCUGCUACGGGGAGGCCUUCCUCACCACAUACCUGAAAGUGCAGCGACGCAUCAUGAGUCUCAUCUGUGACCCAGACCUCACCAAGGUGAGCAGAUGUCUGGAGCACGCCUUGACUGCUCGUCAUCCUCGGACCCGCUACAGCCCAGGAUGGGAUGCCAAGCUACUCUGGCUGCCCGCCUCCUAUCUGCCAGCCAGCCUGGUGGAUGCUGUGCUCACCUGGGUCCUUCCCAAGCCUGCCCAGUCAAUCCACUGAAGCCAGACUUGCAGCAAGAGUCUGGUUUUCAAAGGCAGGGACUUCGAUUUCUGUCCCCUUCCUGGUUCUGGUGAAUGCCUGGCACAGAAUGGGCACUCAAAAAAUGUGUGUUUUAAAAACAAAAGUUCAAUGAAAGACUAUUCUACUGCCUUGACCCAACCUUUCUC
This is a messenger RNA of Dipodomys spectabilis (banner-tailed kangaroo rat), 1221 nucleotides long. It is a transcript of the gene Rdh5, whose product is annotated as retinol dehydrogenase 5. The transcript is spliced from 5 exons. The record is from RefSeq and is a predicted model, not a curated record. NCBI's taxonomy places the organism in Eukaryota, Metazoa, Chordata, Mammalia, Rodentia, Heteromyidae. Bases 98 to 1054 code for a protein of 318 amino acids.